AUGACCUUACCAAGUGGUGAUUCUUCUAUAACUAAUAAUACUAACCAAACAUUAAAUGAAGAUGAAAAGCGAAGGUUAAGAAGGGAAAAGCUUGCUGCUUUAAGGCAAAAGAAACUAGCAGAGGCACAAAAUGGAGAAGGAAAUAAAAGGCAGGAAGGAAAUGGAAAUGGAACUGGUCAAGGGACCGGGAAUGUAGCUGCAGAUUUGACUACCAAAAGAAAUGAAAAGCAGAAAGUGGAAAAUUCAUUUGCAAAACUGAACUCAACUUCUAUAGACCACUCAUCAACUGAGACACAAGCUACUUCGCUAGAAGAGAAGCAACGCUUAUUACUAAAAAGACAGGGACAGAGAAUCGAGGAUUGGAAGAAAAACAGAUCAGCAGAUACAGCUUCUCAUUUUCCACAGCGUGCAAAAGAGAAUUUGUCUCAUACACGAAUUGCUAUUACAAAAAAGUCUACCUUCAAGUUACCCAAGAUUAAAAGAAAUAAUAAUAAACGAGUUUUUGGUUUCGUGAACGAAGACAAAGAAGGAGGAGGAGGAAAGGAGGAAGAAGAUGAAGAGGAAGAAUUUACGAAAAAAAAGAUUUUGAAAAUUGCAAAUGAUGAUGCAAGAGAUUAUUUAAACUAUGGUGAAAAAUUCCGCAAGCCAGUACUGGAAGAAGCGGAGGAUGAUCUUGAUCAAUUUAUCGAAUCCAUCAGCAAGUCAGAAAGUUUUGUAGAUAACAACAACGGUGGCAAACAAGUACAGGAACAAAACGUUGAAGAAGAGAAGCAGCAGCAGCAGCAGCAGCAACUAGAACAAGAACAAGAACAGGAACAGGAACAACUAGAAAAACUUCCACGAUACCUAGCGGUAAAUAAUAAUAACAAUGAAGAUACUGAUGAAGUUUAUAGAUAUGAGGAAGAUUUUGAUGACGAAUUUGAUGAGGAUGAUGAGGACGAUAUUAACAAAAGGUUGAGUGCAAAACUCAAUAAGUUGCAAAACACUGCAAAGGAACUUAAAGAGAUUGAUCACACAUCCAUCGAGUAUCCAAAAUUUAGAAAACAUUUCUACCAAGUACCCUUUGAGAUGAGCACCAUGGACAAUAGAGAACUUGACAUGCUACGAUUAGAACUUGAUAAUGUGCGUGCACGAGGUAAAAAUGUGCCACCACCAUUUUUGACCUGGGGCCAACUAUUAAUGCCAGAAAGUGUUAUGUCAGUAAUCCAGAAUGACUUGGGGUUUGCCAAACCAUCGCCAAUACAAUGUCAAGCAAUUCCGAUUGUACUAUCGGGAAGAGAUAUGAUUGGCGUAGCAAAAACCGGUUCUGGUAAGACUUUGUCAUAUGUCUUACCAAUGGUACGCCAUAUUCAGGACCAACUGUUUCCUAAACCUGGCGAGGGUCCUAUUGGAUUAGUCUUGAGCCCUACAAGAGAAUUGGCGCUUCAGAUUGAAAAAGAGAUUUUGAAGUUUAGCUCUACGAUGGAUCUAAAAGUAUGUUGUUGUUAUGGCGGUUCAAAUAUCGAAAAUCAAAUUAGUGAGUUGAAGCGAGGUGUGAAUGUUAUUGUAGCAACUCCCGGUAGAUUGAUUGAUCUUUUAGCGGCCAACGGAGGACGAAUAACCACCUUACGACGUACGACUUUUGUCGUCUUGGACGAAGCAGACCGUAUGUUUGAUAUGGGAUUCGAACCUCAAAUUCAAAAGAUAUUUACUCAGAUCCGUCCAGAUAAGCAAACUGUGUUAUUUUCGGCAACAUUCCCACGCAAGCUCGAACAGUUGGCAAAGAAAGUGUUACACAAUCCAAUCGAGAUCAUUGUUGGUGGAGUAAGUGUUGUUGCUUCUGAGAUUUCUCAAGAAAUUAUAUUGUUUGAGGAUACGGACCAAUUGAUGAAUCACAAGAUACAGAAAUUGGAGGAUAUAUUGAGCAGGUUUUUCGACCUCGGAAAGAAUACUGGGAAAGUGCUUGUAUUUGUUGAGAAACAGACCGAUGCGGACAAGUUAGUUUCGGUGUUAUUGAAGAAGGCUAUUCCGUGUAUUGCAAUACAUGGAGGCAAGGAUCAAAUAGACCGAAAACAUGCAAUCCGUGAAUUUUCCGAUGACCAAAGUGGAAUUAACGUCUUGAUAGCAACCUCAAUUGCAGCGCGUGGGUUGGAUGUAAGAAACUUGGAUUUGGUUGUAAACUUUGAACCACCCUCGCAUUUGGAGGACUAUGUGCACAGGGUGGGAAGAACUGGUAGGGCUGGCAAACACGGAGAAGCAAUCACAUUUGUCGAUAAUACACAAGAGAAAGAAAUCAGUAUUUUAGUCAAAGCAUUGAAAAUGAGUUCUCGUGCCGUUGAUUCAAAGUUGCAAGAGAUUGCAGAUAAGUUUAUGAAAAAAAUAGAAUCCGGCGAAGAGAAGCGCAGUUCUGGUUUUGGUGGUAAAGGGUUGGAAAAGUUACAGAAUGUUAGAGAGACAAAUAUGCAAUUGCAGAAGAAAAUGUUUGGAAACUUUAAAAAAGAGGAUGGCAAAAAGAGCCACCGUGACCUUUCUGAGCAAGUUGAUUACUUUGGCUCAUCAUCGUCAUCAUCAUCUUUUCCUUCUUCUUCCAAUACUACUACCACUACCACCACCACCAGCACCGCCAGUGCAAUUGAGAUACCCACCUUUGAAAUCAUUGAAGGAAACUCACCAGAGACAUCAGGUCCAGAUAAAUGUAAAUUUUAUUGCAGAGUUACUAUCAAUGACUUGCCACAAAAAGUUAGAUGGGGGAUUGUUCAAAGAGAAUCAUUAUCCAAGAUCAUUGAGGCGAGCAAGACAUCCAUCACAACUAGAGGCCAAUUUUAUCCACCUCAAUCGAAGCAAACUCCUACAAAUGACCAACCCAAGUUGUAUUUGUUAAUUGAAGGUUUGACCAGGAAAGCCGUGGAAGAAGCGGCUGUGUUGAUUCGUGACAAAAUGCUUCAAGGAGUUGAGGCUAUGAGACUUGACAACCACUCCGCUCCUACAGGGAGGUAUGUAGUCUAG
Messenger RNA from Lodderomyces elongisporus, 2985 nucleotides. It is a transcript of the gene PRP5, whose product is annotated as DEAD-box RNA helicase. The record is from RefSeq and is a predicted model, not a curated record. NCBI's taxonomy places the organism in Eukaryota, Fungi, Ascomycota, Pichiomycetes, Serinales, Debaryomycetaceae. Gene Ontology annotation, molecular function: RNA binding; ATP binding; RNA helicase activity. Bases 1 to 2985 code for a protein of 994 amino acids. The transcript has a single exon.